AUGCCCCGCCCUGAACAGAACCAGGCGCAUGAUCAGUGUGUUUGGCGACCUUACCCAACACACCGUGAAACACGUCCAUCGUAUUUGAGUCCUUGCUUUGAUGAGGCGUGCAACUUGUCCACCAUUGCGCGCGAUAUCUCACGCAGUAUGUUUGCAGAGGAGAGGCUCAAUUUCCAUCAGUUCGAAAUGCAUCGGCAGAGUCGGCAGGUGCUCUACGAGCGUUUGAAUCGAUGGAAUGAGCUUUUGCCUGAGGUGUUCGAGGAUAGGUUCAAGCCGCCACCGCAUGCCAUCCUUUUGAAGAUGCGUUAUCAUACUUUGACUAUCAACUUGUUCAGCUGCAUUUCUGAUCAAGUCUCAACCAGUGAAGCACCCAAGACUCCCGAAAGUCCCGCCAGACACACUCCCGAGUUCAAGAACAAUGCAUGGGAAGUCGCGCAGUCAGCAGCUCGCAGUAUUGCAGCACUUACACGCCUACUUCGGCGCGAAUACGGCGUCAGUCGCGCGCAUCAUUUCGCAAUGUACGCAAUCAACCUUGCGCUAUUUACAAUGCUGGAACAAGAAUCUUUCGACCUCCUUGAUCCAGACUUCCUUGCGCUUGCAAGCGCAUUCUCUGUCGUGGCUAGCCGAUCGGCACUGGGACGUAAUCUGUUCCAUAUCUUCCGACAAUCUGUUCGAGCUAAGGCCCAGGGAAAUAGAAUCCGAGGCUCGGACUCUGUUACUGACGAUCUCAAGGAUCUUUUCGAUGAGGGAUCCUUGAAUGAAGGCCAUAGCCGGUUUGAUGGGUAUGCAGAUGGUCUUGAAAAGCUCAAUCAGAAAAAAAAAGUACAAUGGCAUCGGGGAAGACGGACAAAGUCUCCAGGAUUACCCUGGCCUUGGCCUAUCCGACAUGCUUGA
Messenger RNA from Penicillium atrosanguineum, 894 nucleotides. RefSeq names its product fungal specific transcription factor domain-containing protein. The coding region runs from base 1 to 894 and encodes 297 amino acids. Lineage: Eukaryota; Fungi; Ascomycota; Eurotiomycetes; Eurotiales; Aspergillaceae. The transcript is spliced from 2 exons. The record is from RefSeq and is a predicted model, not a curated record.